CAUUCUCUGCCUCCUUCUUCGUUUUGGCUAUAAUACCUUCGGCCUAUUAUGCUAUUGUUGUCCCAAUUACAUUCUUCAUUGUCAUAGUUCAAUCCUGAUGCUUCGCCGGCUGAAAAUGCUCAUCUCUCUGGAUUCUCUUACUGUCUUCCUUACCCUCCUAUCGGCCGGUCAUGGCUUACAGGCCUCCCAAAUAUCUCCCGACACCCCGCUGUCGUCUUUGAUCGCAUCUGCGAAAACCCAUCUUGCAGGCGGUUCUCCCCGCGAGGCGUUGCAGUAUUUUGAUGCGGCUGUAUCCAGAGAUCCCACCAAUUACCUCACGAUUUUCCAAAGGGGUGCAGCGCACUUAUCCCUCAAUAGGAAUUCUCAUGCCUUAGAGGACUUCAACAGUGUCCUGCGUCUGAAGCCAGACUUCGAGAGUGCCCUCCUACAGCGGUCUCGUCUUAGGGCCAGUUCUGCUGACUGGACAGGUGCAUUGGAUGAUCUUGACAAAGCCGGUAAGCAGUCCUCUCCGGAGUAUAAAGAGCUCCAAGAAUCGCGUGAUGCUGCGUCUGCCGCUUUAGAUGCAGAAAAGAGCGGCGCAUGGGAUGCCUGCAUCAGUCACGCAAAUGUGGCUCUCUCCAAGGCAACCUUAUCUCCCAGCUUGCGGCGGGCCCGAGCACAUUGCCGGUUCGAGAAGGGCGACGUCGAAGAGGGUGUCAGUGAUCUUAUUCAUGUUUCGCAAAUAUCUCAGGGCUCAUUGGAGCCCUAUCUACAAAUAUCGUCCAUGCUUUUCUAUGCCUUGGGCGACAGUGACCGCGGUAUCUCACAGAUCCGCAAGUGUCUUCAUUCUGAUCCUGAUUCAAAACCAUGCAAUGGUCUAUAUCGGAAAGAGAGACUGGUCGUAAAACAACUGCAAAAAUUGAAAGAUGCUAUGGAUGCGCGGAAGUACAAAAAUGCUAUCAACAUGUUGGUCGGGGUGGGUGAUGAAAGUGGUCUCCUCGAUGACGUGCGGAGAGAUGUCGAGCAGGCAAAGGAAGCCGGUCACAUUCAUCCUGCGUCCCCCAACAACCUUUAUACUUUUCUUGUCGAACGGACCUGUGAAGCUUUUUACGAGGCCCAAAUGCCAAAGCGCGCUGCUUCUUAUUGCUCUCAGACUUUGGAGUUGAAUUCCUUUUCCCUACCCGGACUGCUCUUCAAGGGCCAAAUUGCUAUUGAUGAGGACCGGUUUGAGGAUGCCAUUGGCCUACUAAACCAGGCCAAAGAACAUCACCCUGGUUCCAGGGAAGCCCAGGCGCUUUUACAGAAGGCUCAUGUCCUACAAAAACGUUCUCGGCAAAAGGAUUAUUACAAGGUCUUGGGUGUCAGCCGUGACGCUGAUGAUAGGACAAUCAAACGUGCCUAUCGCCAGCUGACAAAGCAGCAUCACCCUGACAAGGCCAUGUCUCAAGGUGUGGCUAAAGAGGAAGCUGAAAAGAGGAUGGCUGCCAUCAAUGAAGCCUACGAGGUUCUAUCAGAUUCUGAACUUCGAACCCGUUAUGACGGCGGCGAUGACCCUAAUGACCCCGAGUCACAGAGGGGUAGGCCGUUUCAAGGGAGCCCGUUCGGGCACGGGGGUGGUCAACAAUUCUUUUAUCAGCAGGGCGGUUCGCAAUUCAAGUUCUCGGGACAGGGUUUCAAUUUUCCCGGCGGCUUUCCGUUCCGCUGA
Messenger RNA from Aspergillus heteromorphus CBS 117.55, 1684 nucleotides. RefSeq names its product DnaJ and TPR domain protein. The coding region runs from base 98 to 1684 and encodes 528 amino acids. Gene Ontology annotation, molecular function: protein-folding chaperone binding; misfolded protein binding. The record is from RefSeq and is a predicted model, not a curated record. The transcript is spliced from 2 exons. Gene Ontology annotation, cellular component: endoplasmic reticulum. NCBI's taxonomy places the organism in Eukaryota, Fungi, Ascomycota, Eurotiomycetes, Eurotiales, Aspergillaceae. Gene Ontology annotation, biological process: protein folding in endoplasmic reticulum.